Molecule: messenger RNA, 1012 nt
Organism: Cyprinodon variegatus (sheepshead minnow)
Lineage: Eukaryota; Metazoa; Chordata; Actinopteri; Cyprinodontiformes; Cyprinodontidae
Product: ankyrin repeat and SOCS box protein 5-like
Exons: 3
Coding region: 142-477 (111 amino acids)
Biological process (GO): positive regulation of protein catabolic process; intracellular signal transduction; protein ubiquitination
Molecular function (GO): protein binding
Source: RefSeq, a predicted model, not a curated record
CGUCAUUUCAUCCUGUGUGAAGGAAACAGCCAGUGUGUGGAGUCCCUUCUGUCUCAUGGAGCAGAUCCAGACUACCAGCUCCCCCACCUGGGCUCUCCUCUCUAUGUCAGCUGUCUGCACCGACACACCGCCUGCUCCAAGAUGUUGUUGGAUAGAGGAGCCAGUGUUAAUGCAGGCAGAGGAGGUGAAAGCCCUCUGCAUGCAGCAGCCAGACAGGACUGUGCAGAUCUGGUGUCGGUUCUACUGGACCAUGGAGCUGAAGCCAAGCUCAGAGACGGUAACGGACGGCGGCCUGUAGAUCUAGCCCCCCCUGGUGGAGAGACGCACCAGCUCCUUGUGGCAUUUGAAGGUUCCCCCCGGAGUCUCUGCCAGCUGUGUCGUCUGCGGAUCAGGGAUAUGAUGGGGCCAACCAGGAUCAAGCUGCUUCCUCUGCUCCCACUUCCUUCACUUCUUACUCGAUAUCUGGAGCACAUGUAGAGCAAUGCAGGCUGCAUGUUAGCAUCUGUAUUUCUAAGUCUAGAUGUAGUGAGUGGAGUUAGUACUUCCUGCCAGCAUGUCACCAUGGAUUAAACUGGAUGAAGGAACCACAGUCCACCCUGAAGAUGCAUGUCAUCUCCCCACACUCACUUUAUCCUCCCUGUAACUGGAGACUUUUUAAAUUUUUUUGUUUGACAGUAUUUUUGCUCUGGAUUAUAACAUCUACCUGGAUGUUCUUUGGGAAUAUUUCUUUUUUUUUUUUUAUGUCAGGAUAGUUGUACAUUUGUCCAUAAUAAAAUGCUUAUUUUAUCUUGGUGACAUUUUCAGCAAUCAGACGGUGUAGAUGUGUCUGCAUUUGAAGCAUAAAGUGAAAUAUUAGGAAGGAAGUUCAUUUUUCCUAUUUCCCCUGAUUUAAGUAGGUGAGACAACUUGCUAAUGGAAUAAGAUGAUUUACAUUUAAAAUAAAAAACGUAUUUACAAUAUCUGAUUAUAUGGGUUAACAUACUCAUUCCAAUAGCAGAGCAUCUUAUUAAUC